Pseudoliparis swirei is the source of this 6772-nucleotide messenger RNA. It is a transcript of the gene ptprb, whose product is annotated as protein tyrosine phosphatase receptor type b. The record is from RefSeq and is a predicted model, not a curated record. Lineage: Eukaryota; Metazoa; Chordata; Actinopteri; Perciformes; Liparidae. The transcript is spliced from 38 exons. Gene Ontology annotation, biological process: protein dephosphorylation; angiogenesis. Gene Ontology annotation, molecular function: protein tyrosine phosphatase activity; cadherin binding. The coding region runs from base 120 to 6128 and encodes 2002 amino acids.
CCAAGAGGGAUUAUUGUUCUCUCGUGAUUGUUGUUGUUUGUGAACGUCCGUCUGAUCCGCGGAGCGCGUCGACCCCUCACCCCUCGGCCUCAGGACUAUGGUGCUGAGGAGCGUCGGCCAUGAUGACCUGUAACGCUCUCGGUUGUUUGUGGUUCACGUCACUGCUGCUGCUGCCGGGUCCGAGCGGCGGCACCCCCUCAAAGUCCACCAGGUGCAGCAUCUCCGUGUCCGGACCAGUAUCCGGUCUGGACUCGGUCUCCGUGACCGUCAGAACCCCCGGAACCAACUGCUCCUUCAACGUCUCCUCUCAGGACGGAGGAGCCGAGGGCGCAGAGUGUAGGAGACGAGGAGGAGACGAGGAGGAGAGGGCCGAUGAGGGCAGAGGAAGGGAGCGAGGAGAGGAGGAGGAGGAGGAGGCGGGAGCUGACUACCUGGGGACAGACCGGCUAGGAGUCGAGGAGGGAGGGAACAAGGAUGGAGCGAGCAAGGAGGGAGGGAACAAGGAGGGAGGGAACAAGGAGGGAGGGCAGGUCUUCACCUGCGUGAUGGAUCAACUGGAGCCUGGAACCAGCUACCAGCUGGAGAUCCAGUCCCACAGAGACCAGGAGACGGGAAACAUCACCAUGCACACCAGGCCCUCGGCGGUCAGCGACCUCUCUGUGACCUCCAGGACCUCCAGCAGCCUGGCUCUGUCCUGGCAGGCCGGCCCGGGGAGGACGCAGCGCUUCAGGCUGCAGCUGUGGGAUCACACCGGUCUUCUGAGGAACCAGACGUUAGAGAGCACGGCGACGCAACACACGCUCACCGACCUGACGCCGGGGCGGCUGUUCAACAUCACCAUGGUUACGGAGGCCGGAGGGCUGCAGAACAGCCAGACGACGAGCGGUCAGACAGGCCCCGCCCCCGUCGCCAACCUCACCGUCGUCCAUGGCAACAGCACAAGCUUGUUGUUGUCGUGGCAACGGCCCGACGGCGACCUGGACACCCUCAUCGUCGCCCUCUCGACCAAUGGGACGGCUUCCUGGAUGGCGACGCUUUUGCCCAACGUAACGGAGGUCGCCGUCGAUCAGCUGACGCCCGGCUCGGCCUAUCAGGUCGAGGUGACGUCCAGGAGCGGCCCGCUCACGAGCCAAUCAGAAUUCACCGUCAGGACAGGUCCAGCGGCGGUGUCCUUCCUCUCCCUGUCUCCCUCCUCCUCUUCCUCCGGCGGCCUCCUCCUCUCUUGGUCGCCCCCCGCUGGCCAGUGGGAGAGCUACAGGCUGCUCCUCUUCGACGGCUCCCAGCAGUUAGUCAGCGCCGCUCUGGACCGAGAGGCCGUGGACUUCCUCUUCCCCGGGACGCGACUAACGCCUGGAAGACGCUACCGAGCCGCGCUGAGAGUGGAGAGCAGAGGAGGGACGGCCGAGAGCCGCUGUGAGGGGCAGACAGCUCCGGCCGCCGUGUCGGAUCUCCACGUCCGACACGCUGACGAGACCUCGCUCAGCGCCAUGUGGAGCCACGCCCCCUCCGGGUCACGUGACAGCUACUUCCUGACCAUCCGCCACGGUAAGGUCACCGUGGACACCAGGUCGGUGGAGCCCAACAUGAGGGAGUGCACCUUCAACGUGCUCACACCUGGGAGGAAGUACACCGUCACCGUGACAACCAGGAGCGGGAACCUCAACACCUCCGUGUCCCUGGAGGGGAGGACAGUUCCCAUGGCGCUGCGUGUCAUCACUCUGAGGAGCUCGGGGGUCCGGUGCCUUCAGGCGUCGUGGGAGAAACCACCUGGAGACGUGGACUUGGUCUCGCUGACCCUGCUGCAGGACAGCGUGGUGAUCCAGAACCACAGCGUUCCCAUCGCUUCUUCUUCUCUGCUGCUCGGCGGUUUGACCCCCGGCGCCCUCUACAGGCUGCAGGCCGCCACCGUCAGCGGAGAGCUGCAGUCCGAGAGCACCGGGCUGGAGGCACGGACAGCCCCGGCGUCGGUCUCCGAGGUCGCGGCCUCUAAUGGCGGCCGGUCGGACGUGCUGCGGGUGACGUGGCGCCCGGCGGCCGGCGUGGUGGACGGCUACACGGUGCGCCUGCUGGACGGGCCGCGCACCGUGCACGCGCUCGCCGUGUCGCGCUCCUCGCCGCCCGAGUGCUCCUUCAGCUCGCUGGUCGCCGGCCGCCUGUACGCCGUGGUCAUCGUGUCGAGGAGCGGCGGCCUGGAGAACGCCACCGCGGUCCAAGCGCGCACACAACCGGUCACCGUUCAGAACCCGACCGCUGUUCACUCUGGAAGAGACGACUUCCUCAAGGUGUACUGGCGCCAUGCGGCCGGAGACCUGGACCGCUACGUGGUUCUGAUCCGCUACAACAACAGCGUCCUGCAGAACCAGAGCGUCUCCGCCGGACACAACGAGUGCGUCUUCUCCUCGCUGUUGCCGGGCAGACUCUACACCGUCACCGUGGAAACCUGGAGCGGGGACUACGUCAGCAGCAUCUCCACCGACGGACGCACAUUUCCCGCGGCUGUGGGGAACCUGUCGCUCUGCAGCGCGGGAACAGGUGAGCUGUCCGUCACCUGGAGCCCCGCCCCCGGAGACAUGGACCACUACGAGGUAACCCUCCUCUUCAACGACACUCGCGUCUUCCCCCCGGUGGCGCUGGGCAGCGCUGCGCGGCGCCACCGGCUGACCUCCCUGACCCCGGGGCGCCUCUACAAGAUCGUGGUGUCGACCUUCAGUGGGCCGAACCAGAGGGCCCUGUUCAUCGAGGGCCGGACCGGUCCCAGUGCGGUCGGGAACCUGCACCUGGCUCCUCAGGCCGGACUCACGGACUCUGUGGGGGGGCUGCUGGCCUCCUGGACUCCUGGAGACGGAGACCUGGACAUGUACAUCGUGUCCUUGUCCACCGCGGACGGCGGCGUCAUCGAGACUCGCCCCGUCCCGAAACACGUCUCCUCCCUGGACUUCCUGGAGCUGACCCCGGGCCACGCCUAUGCCAUCACCGUCCAAUCGCUGAGCGGGAAGCUGAUCAACGGCAACACGGCCGUCGGCAGAACCGCUCCGGCCAGAGUCACCGCGCUGCAGGCGGAUAACGACCACACCACCCACAGCCUGACGGCGAGCUGGGAGAGGCCCGUGGGCGCGUACGACGGCUACAGCCUGCAGCUAUUGGACGAGGCCGGCGCCCUCCUGGCCAAUCGGUCGGUCCCCGCAGAGAGUCGCAGCGAGCGCUUCGAGGGCCUGACGUCGGGGAGGUGGUACGGCGUGAAGGUGGCCACGCUCAGCGGCGGCGUGGCGUCGCCGAGCGUCGCCGCCGAGGGACAAACCCGUCCGGCUGCAGUCGGCAACCUGACCGCCACCUCGUCCAACACCUCCUCGCUCGCCUUCUCCUGGCGUCCUUCACAAGGGCACGUCGACCUCUACCACCUGUCGCUCUUCGGCGUUGAAGAGGCGACAGCCAAUCACAGGCCGGAGGCUGCCGGCAGCAGGAAGGAGCCGGCGGCCCUGCAGAAAGUGGGUCCGGCUGCAGACGGAUGUGUUUUCUCCGGGCUGCGAGCAGGAAGUCUGUAUCGACUGAGGGUCGUGAGCUGGAGCCGAGACAUGAGCAGCGACACGUCACUGACGGCCAGAACGGUGCCGUCUGCCGUGUCGUCUCUUGAGGUUCAGAGUUCAGGACAGACGGACAGACUGUCGGUCAGCUGGCGGCCCGGAGAGGGAAGCUGGAGCCACUACCAGGUGCUUCUCUCUGACGGCUCUGGAUCUUCUCUGGGAGCCCAGAUGCUGGGGGCGGAGCAUGAGAGUCACAUGUUCUCGGGGCUCGUCCCUGGUAGGCUGUAUCGCGCUGAGGUCAUCACCCACAGCGGGGAACUGACCAAUCACGUCUCUGCAUCCGGACGCACCGCUCCGGAGCCGCCCACCCACCUGUCCGUCAAACGAGGCCCGACCAAUCACACGAUGGAGCUGUCGUGGUCUGGCCCCGCCUCCGGAGACUACGACGGCUUCGGCCUGCAGUGGACUCCUCCGGACCGCCUGUCCGUCACUCGGACCCUCCUGACCGGCCGCGUGCUGGGCGGCAUGUUCCCCGGGCGGCGCUACAACUUCACCGUGGUGACCAUCGGCGGGGGCGGAGCCAAGGGGGGAGCUACCGUCCAGAGCCAGCCAAUCCAGAGGAGCGUCAGGACAAGCCCGUCUCCUCUGAGGUCUCUCCACUGCCUCCCCGUCUCCUCGUCCUCCCUCUCUUGCUCCUGGACGUCUCCUCUCUCCGACUUCGACUCCUACGAGGUCGAGUGCCGUCGCCACGACGACGGGGACCUGACCUCCGCCCUGCGGCUGGCGGCCGGCGUCACCGCGGUAACGCUGGACCAGCUGGAGGCGUACAUGAAGUACACGGUGACCGUGAGAGUGUCGUCAUGGGGACAGACGAGUCCCCCAGAGACACACACCACCAUCACCAUGAUAGACCGUCCUCCGGUCCCGCCCCCGAGCGUCCGCGUGGGCGAGAGGUCGUCGAAGGUCACGUCGUCCUCCAUCUUGUUCCGCUUCAACUGCUCGUGGUUCAGCGACGCCAACGGAGCCGUGAGGCACUUCACCGUCAUCGUGGCCGAGUCUGAGGCCAAUGAGCUGCUGCAGCCGGAGCAGCGCCACCCGCUGGCCUCCUACCGCGACUACACCUCCAACGCCUCCGUCAGAGCCUAUCAGACGGCUUACUUCUCCAGCCGCUGCCCACAGGACGCAGACACGUCCACCGGACAGGUGGUGGAGGUGAACCUGGGGGCGGGGGGUGACCGGCUGGGCGGGGCUUGUGACCGUUACCACGACGACGAUGACCUCUACCUGAGUGACAGCUACGGCGGCUUCUGUGACGGACCACUGAAACCCAAAACAUCCUACAGGCUCAGUGUGAGAGCUUUCACCAGACUGUUUGAUGAGAACCACCGAGAGGUUCCCGAGCCGCUUUUCACAGACACUUACCUGUCCUCACCGCUCAGGACACACUCCGAGCCGCUAGGCGGCGUGGUCGAGGGUCUGAGUGCCGGCAUGUUCCUGAUCGGGAUGAUGGUGGCCGUCGUCUCUCUGCUGGUGUACAGACAGCGGCUACGCAAAGUGGCCGUCCAGGAGAACCCGGUGGUGAGGAUGAGUUUGUGGAAAGACGUCCCGUCUUCAGGAUCGUAUCUCGGCGUCCGGAGCAAUCGACGAGUCACCAGUCCCAUCAAAUCGAGUCACUUUGAGUCUCACCUCAACAAGCUGCAGGCCGACGCCCACUUCCUGCUGUCUGAGGAGUUCGAGGACCUGAAGGACGUCGGGAGAAACCAAACGAUGGACGUCGCUCGACUGCCGGAGAACCGAGGAAAGAACCGCUACAACAACAUCCUGCCAUAUGAUUCUACUCGUGUGAAGAUGUCGUACCUGGAGGACGAACCAUGUUCUGACUACAUCAACGCCAGCUACGUACCUGGUCAUAACUACCGUAGGGAGUACGUGGCGUCUCAAGGUUCUCUUCCCGGCACUAAAGAUGAUUUCUGGCGCAUGGUGUGGGAGCACGGCGUGCACAACGUCGUCAUGGUGACGCAGUGCGUGGAGAAAGGACGGGUGAAGUGUGAUCAAUACUGGCCUGCAGACCGGGAGCCGCUGUACUACGGAGACCUGGUGGUCCAGAUGCUGUCGGAGUCCGUCCUGCCAGAGUGGACCAUCAGGGAGUUCAAGAUAACCUCGGAGAGAGGCUGCAGUUACCCAAGGGUGCUGCGUCACUUCCACUACACCGUGUGGCCGGACCACGGGGUGCCCGACAGCACCCAGUCCCUGGUCCAGUUCGUCAGGACGGUCCGGGACUACGUGGACCGGAGCCCCAGCACCGGGGCCACCGUGGUGCACUGCAGUGCUGGUGUUGGCCGUACGGGGACCUUCAUCGCGUUGGAUCGGGUUCUGCAGCAGUUGGACUCUAAAGGAACCGUCGACCUCUACGGCUGUGUGUUCGACCUCCGUCUGCACCGUCAACACAUGGUCCAGACUGAGGUGCAGUACUCCUUCCUGCAUAAAUGUGUUCGCGACGUUCUCAGAGCCAGAAAACAUCGCAGUGAGCAGGAGAACCCUCUUUACCCGAUCUACGAGAACAUCAACCCAGAGUACUGCCGCGACUUCGUGUUCACUGGACGCUGAACAGACGAUGACGUCAUCGGACUUCUUUACGACCUGCUUGAGUUAUGUUGUGAAUUAUUAUUAUUAUUUGAGGACUUAAACAUAAGUAAACAUAAACAUCAACAACAAGUCACUCGUUCUGCAUCAUACUGACGAGUUCAGGAAUUAAACUAAAGUUUUCAAAUGCAAAACAGAGAAAUUAUUUGUAAUAAAACGAAACCUUCCUCGUUGGUUUUGACUUCUAUUGAUAAACUUUAUUAAUACCAAAGUGUCUCUAAUCCAUCCGUGGCUCUCAGGUCGGUUAGUAAAGAUUAUAAAUGUCCUCUCUGCUCCAUAUAAGCUGUUUAUUUAAGAAGUUACACAUAUUGCUGUAUGUACAUAUAGAUGUAAUGCUCUUUAUAUAUAAAUAUAUAUAUAAUUAUGAUUAUAAACUGUGUAAUGUUGAGCUAUUUCUAUUCAUCUCAUUUGUGAAAUUAAACAAUUGAGAAAAAAAUGAGCUUUGUUUUUUAAUCAUAAGGCUAUAACUAUUACUGAUUAUUGGUGAUUAAAGGUCUUGAUUUUAUACAUGAUUUAUUAGAUUUUUUCAUCAUAAAUAUAUAACUGAUAUAUUUCAUGAGAAUGUAAAUCAGAUUAUUAAUUCCUGAUUAAAAAAGUACACAAAGAUA